Messenger RNA from Carya illinoinensis, 1053 nucleotides. Its product is annotated as probable nucleoside diphosphate kinase 5. The record is from RefSeq and is a predicted model, not a curated record. Gene Ontology annotation, biological process: UTP biosynthetic process; GTP biosynthetic process; CTP biosynthetic process. NCBI's taxonomy places the organism in Eukaryota, Viridiplantae, Streptophyta, Magnoliopsida, Fagales, Juglandaceae. Bases 180 to 725 code for a protein of 181 amino acids. Gene Ontology annotation, molecular function: nucleoside diphosphate kinase activity. The transcript is spliced from 6 exons.
UUCAUGAAAUCUUUGUUUGGUUUUUUUUUUCACCAAUCUCUCGAUCUUUGUUAUUUCAAAAUUCAAUUUCAUGGACUAAAUUACCCAAAAGUAAUAGUAGCAGCAAUGACAACAACACAAACUCCACUUCACUGAACCCGAUCGUCGAAGAGUUCCACCGAUUGACAUUAACCUUUCAAAUGACGCUUCGUAUCUUUCUGCUCCUCGGGAGAUUUCUAUUCUUCUAUCUUCUGGUCUCUGUUCCUUUCCCUUGCAGGUCUUCAAGCAGUGGAAGUACACAGAAGACCUUGGCUAUGAUAAAGCCAGAUGGAAUGUCUGGUAAUUACACUAAUAGGAUAAAGAAUGUCAUUCUGGAGUCUGGUUUCCGUAUUGUCAAGGAAACAAUUGUUCAACUUGAUGAAGACACUGCAGCAAGCUUUUAUGCUGAGCACUCUGCAAAAAGCUUCUUUUCUAGCCUAAUCAAAUACAUAACGAGUGGUCCAGUGUUGGUUAUGGUUUUGGAGAAGGAAAAUGCUGUUGCCGAUUGGCGUGAUCUGAUUGGACCAACUGAUGCACACAAGGCUAAGGUUACUCAUCCACACAGCAUCAGAGCAAUGUGUGGGCUAGAUUCAGAAAAGAAUUGCAUUCAUGGUUCAGAUUCUACUCAAUCAGCUCAAAGAGAGAUCUCAUUUUUCUUUAAAGAGGUGUCUGCAGGUGCAGCAGUUACUGAACAUGAUGAGCUUUAAACGGUACGGGUCUCUUUAGUGUUUACACUCAUUUACAUGUAUGAAUUUCCAGAAUAGGAUGACUGCGCUGCCAAAUCCUUUGUGGAGGUUACUGUUAGACCAUCUGUUGCUAAACGUUGUGACCUUUCUUACAAGUCCUGCUCUAUCAAACUUCAUAGGUUCUUGUGAUAUAGAUCCUAGCACGGGCUUCAAAGGGUUUUAUAGGAGAGCUUAAAAAUCAUCUAAUGUCGGAUGAUUCAUAAAUUCCAUUAUUUGCUAACAAUGUUUGUGGGUUUGUGUUUCCAUAUUGGAUACUCUCCUAAUCAAUUAAGUUGGUCAUGUUAGUACA